AUGGGCUGGAACACUGCAACAGCAGAGGACCACUGGAAGAGCCAUACCGAGGAGCUCGGCCGCUGGAACGGGAGGCAGAUUCGCAAUGCGUUCUCCAUCGCCGCAUCGCUAGCACAUUUCGACGCGGAAGGAAAGAAUGGAAGAGCAGUGCAGCUGCGACAGUGCCAUUUUCAAGAAGUCGAGAAGGCUACCGUUCUUUACGACAAAUACCGGCACUUGAUCCUGACUGCAUCUGACGGCUUCAGGGCGAAGCAAUCCGAGGCUCGCAACAACGACUUCAAUAAGCACACUUUCACGCAGCGCGGGCGCGGGGCUGUCAAGGGGAACAACGCAUAUUACCCCGGGUCAAGCGUUCAGAAUACACCGAGCCGCGCCCAAGGUCCAUACGAACAAAGAGGAGGCAGCCCCCUGCCACCAUUAGCUAAGCCUAUGUUUACUCCCAGAGCUGCACCCGAGCCGACUGGCUUCUCCCAAGCCCAGCAAGUUGGCUACAAUACACCACAGCAGAAGCAACACGGCCUGUACUCUACGGCUCACGCACCCCCCCCCCCAAGACGCAAGAACGACCGUUGGGAGGAGUCUACCCACCGACCCCACAGGAUUUACAUCCUGCGCAUCAAGCGGGACAGACGUUGCAGCAAGGAGGCCAAGGCGCCUGUCUCAGCGCAGGAAGACAAGGUCUACUCCCGGAGGUUGAGUUUGGGUCGCAUGAGGAAGCAUUUGUAA
Messenger RNA from Diaporthe citri, 726 nucleotides. RefSeq lists its product as uncharacterized. The transcript is spliced from 2 exons. NCBI's taxonomy places the organism in Eukaryota, Fungi, Ascomycota, Sordariomycetes, Diaporthales, Diaporthaceae. Bases 1 to 726 code for a protein of 241 amino acids. The record is from RefSeq and is a predicted model, not a curated record.